AUGUGGGUUGGUUGUUUGCUGGCAAACGUCGGCAGCAACGGUUUCGACUGCCAAUGUGCAGCUCUUCCCAUCAUGGAGUUAAUGCAGCCGCCACAAGACUCACGUAGCGGAGCAGUCGAUAACAACUUGCUCGAGCACUUGGGCUUCCUUGGCUUCUUGCCUUCCUUGGAACGGCUCCAGGCCAAGCAUAAUCGGAUCCGCAAGCUUUCCUUCCCAAUUGCGGCCAGUCCGCUGCUCAAGACCUUGGAGCUUAUUGUGGAGCUGCCGGUAGCAGACUCGCCGCUGCCUGACUCCGGUGAGGAGAUCGGUGAAUUUACGCCUGCGUUGUUGCCUGGUGCCGUGGGAGUAUCCUCUGUCAUACAUCCGCAGAAGUGGACUGAAGAGCAAGUCCGCGACUGGUGGGACAAGAGAACGAAGCGAACCAAAGAGGUGGAACCGCUUUCCAAGGGAACAGAUGGUCGCAACAUCAUGCGGUGGAAUGUGAACCGCUUUGAGCAGAUGUGCAAAGGCGAUACUAACCUUGCUGCAGCCUUGUAUCAAGACUUGCGAAAUGAAGUUCAACGCUUCGAACACUAUCGCAAGACCGGAGUUGUGCUGAAGGCUGCAUCAAUAUCUCCGAAGCCAGGGCCAUGCCAAAGGCGACGACCUUCCGUCACACGAUCCAAGGAUUCCAAGCCCACACCGACUGCCGCACAGACACAGCCACUGUCCCGAAACGGAUUGCAGUUUAAUCCUGCACCGCGAGGGACAACAACCCUCAAGCCCAAGUUUCUCACAAGCAAUCUGAAUCUGGACCAAGGCGGGCAAAAGAUCGCCGUCCCGGCGCCACGCGCUUCCGAACGGAAAGUUGCAAAGGUAGCACCUGCCCCCAAGGCUGCACAGCGAGCCUCAAGCAACGGAGCAUCAGGGCGGCAGAAGCCUGCCUUUCGCAAUCAGGGGACAUCCAAGAUGCCAGAAACAGGGACAGCGGCCCGCAAUGGAGAGAACCAUUUGGCGGAGGUUCCAAGUCGCGAUGGACCGGUUGUUUCAUUUAGUGAAGUGCCCGAAGUGCCCGAACGCCGACGGUCCUUGGUCAUGGAAGACAUCGAUGGGAAGCUGCACCAACUAAGCACAGCAACCCGACGAGAGAAGGUGGAGGUCGAGAAGCCCAAAGCCAUGGACGACACUGCCAUCAUACGACGCACCAAGUCUGCUCGACUCGCUGCGGAAGCAAAAGGCAAGGAGUCGGAAUCCGAGGAUGCCACCAGACAAAUGUUUGACAAGCGAGAGCUUCGGAAGAGGCACAAGUGUGUGUACGAGCAGCAUAUUAGGUCUUGGUGUGAACGAUAUCCGAAAGAGGACUGCCCAGCGCCCGAGCCUUGUCGGGUCCGGGUGUACGUCAGAAAGCGUCCCCUUUUCCCACAUGAGGAGGAGGCAGACGAGUUUGACGUUACAACCGUGACCGGUCGAAAGGUCAUCAUCCACAACUGCUUGACCAAAGCUGACCUACGUUCGUUGUUUGUCUCUCAUAUGGGCUUUCAGUUCACAAAUACAUUUCACGAGUCGGUGUCCGAUGAUGAUGUUUACGAGCAUUGUGCAGGGGCUGCAGUUCAGCAUGUCUUGGAUGGCAACAUUGCUGCACUCUUCAUGUUUGGACAGACGGGGAGUGGGAAGACUCACACCAUGAGUGGGCUUCUGCAAAGAGCUUCGGCGCACAUUUUCCAGCAGGAAAGCACAGUCACUUUGACUGCCUUCGAGAUAGCAGGCAAAGUGAUGCGUGAUCUUCUCGAUACCAAUCCGAAAGAGCUUAAAAUUCGUGAAGACAAGAGUGGCAAGACACAGAUUCUGGGACUUCAAACGCAUGAUGUAUCAAGCAGCACCGAUCUCCUUCGCGUUCUUAAAGAUGCGCAGGCGCACAGAGCUACCAGAGCUACGCAAGUCAACGAGACGUCUUCUCGCUCUCACGCAGUCUUCCGAAUCUCGCGUGAGGCAAAAACCAAGGACGGUGCCGCUACACUCACCCUGGUGGAUUGUGCAGGCAGUGAGCGCAGAGAAGACACCACGCAGCAUGAUGCUCGCAGCCGGAAAGAUGCGGCAGAGAUCAACUCGACCAUCUUCGCGCUGAAAGAAUGCUUCCGGGUUAUGCGCUCCUCCAAGGGUCAGCCACCAUACCGGGAGAGCUUACUGACACGGGUGCUUUCCGAUAGUUUCGCUAGCGAGCAAGCCAUGGUGGUGGCGAUUGGCACGGUGAGCCCAUCAGCGAAAGACACGGAGCACUCUAUCGGAACACUCCGUGCCCUGCAGCAACUCCAGGGUACCCAGAUGAGUUUCGAGGAAAGAGAAGACAUACUCAAGCCGAAGCAGGAAGUGGAAGUUCAAGCUCAUCCGAAGACCUGGUCCGAGGCAGAGGUGCGCCAGUGGUUUGAGGAAGCCUGCGGCGGAAAGGCAAAGGCAUUCGCUGCAACGAUUUCGAAAGGCACUGAUGGCAAGAAUCUGCUCCGCUGGCCGAACCAGCGAUUCACCCAACAGUGCGAGGGCGAUGAGGAUCUCGGCCACCGCUUGUACCAGGAGCUGCGAUUGCGCAUGCGUGCUGCAGGAGGCCAAGACUCAUGCCUUGGUGCUUUCAACCAGCUCGACAGUUCGGAGUCCCAAAAGGCAGUGAUGUCGUUCGCACGUUUGACGCGCUUGCAACUCAACGACAAUCCCUUCGCUGCCGAGAUGAUGGAAGAUUAUAGGCCGUGGGUGCUCAAAAUGGCACCGCAGCUGGAGGAACUUGACAAUGAGACGGUCACUGAGUCUGAGAGGCGCGAGCUCGACUUGCAAGGCUUUGGACACGCAGGGCAGGCUGUGGCGGUCACCUCGACGAUGGCGAGGUCAGCAGCCAGUGCCUCGCAACAUGAAGGCCUUCUAGGCUUGGUGGCCGGGCCUGAUGUUGCAGUGAGCCGGCGAGCCCACAUCUGCACACGGUGCCCCGAUCGAGCCGAAAGCGACGGUACGGGACUGGCAGGAAGAUGCAGUAGCAUCGACUCGCACCAGUCCCAGGCAUUGGGCCGAUGGAAAGCUGGCUGGACCUGCGGCGACAUUUCGGAGGACAGUGGCUGCCCGAUGUGCGCGCUUGCUGCUUGGUGCGAGAUGCUGAACGCGGCGCGGAGCGCUCCAUUCGUUGCUCACACAAGGGACGAGCGGCGGACCGCCGCGCUGCUUUCUAGCUGCGAAGCCAGAUCUCACCGCUUUCGCCGCUGCGAAGCCCUUUUCGCUUUGCGACGAAGACAUGACUUCUGGACAUCUUAUCUGCAGCUCUGCUUCUCACAAUAUGAUUCGCUGACACCAUGGCGCGGCAGGUCUGCUGUUUGUCGAACAGCUGCUUUCGAGUUGACAUGUCCUGGCUCCGAGAGGUCAAGCCAGGCCUUGAUCCUGAAAGCGCAGUCUCGUUGGAGAGGAGUCCUUGCCCGCAGAGCCUUCUCACGACUUUGCCUUGAACGAGUUUGUGAGGCCAUGUCGCACCGACAGCUUCGAUGCUUCGUUCAACUGCAGGCGCUGUGGCGCGGCCAUUCUGCUCGAAAUGCCAUUCGGGCUCGUGGCACAGUGCUACCUGGAGACAAGCGCUCGGCCAGGCUCAAACAUGCGGCCACACAACUUCAGGCAGCACUCCGUGGCUCUCGCGUGCGUCGAAAACUACGAUGGGCUAAGGAAGUGUCGAAGGUGGUGAGCGACGAUCUGGAGGACUGUCCGGAGGUGGACUUGGAAGACAUGCUGCGCGAAGCUCGCACAGUGGCAAAUGCUGACCCGUUCUCAUCCUUGAGUUUGCCCGAAUUGAAGGAAAUGCCUGAGGUAGUCAGCCGGAGUUGUCUCAAGAAAGAGCCACCACAACACCCUGGCCCGAUGGUGGCAUGGACGCCGUUGAACAUUGCUCCAGGCUCGUCACACGACGCCGCCUCGGGGCCCGCACCAACCGAUGCAGGCAGCGACGGUGGCA
Molecule: messenger RNA, 3955 nt
Organism: Symbiodinium necroappetens
Lineage: Eukaryota; Dinophyceae; Suessiales; Symbiodiniaceae
Source: the annotation of a GenBank genome assembly